GCUUGGAGCAGGGUCAGCCAGCCAGAGCAGGGCUCAGAUGCUAACAUGCCAGGAGAGUGGGGCUGGCUCCCUCUGGCCCGUGAGCCCACCUUGCCCGGAAUUGCUUCUCUCUGAACUCUCCCUCAGGUCCAACCUUGUCUGGACUGGAAACGAGAAAGCUGGAGGAAGGGGAGGUGGAGGUCUACCAAAGGCGGACAUCCCACAGGAUAAGCUCUCACCAACCUAGACCUAGCGGAGGGGAAGAACGGGGAGCUUUUGUUUGCAUCUUCCUGAUGACCACAGCCUGCCCUUCAAGUCUCAGUGCUUGCUGCUGACCAUUGCCCCACCUGGCCUGGUAGCUGGGACGCGGAGACAACAGCCCACACACCAUGUUUGGGAAGAAGAAGAAGAGGCUGGAGAUCUCGGCCCCCUCCAACUUCGAACACCGCGUGCACACGGGCUUUGACCAACAGGAGCAGAAGUUCACCGGGCUCCCUCGGCAAUGGCAGGGGCUCAUUGAGGAGUCAGCCAGGCGGCCCAAGCCCCUCAUCGACCCUGCCUGCAUCACCGCCAUCCAGCAUGGAGCCCCUAAGACCAUCGUUCGGGGGAGCAAGGGCUCGAAGGAUGGGGCCCUCACGCUGCUGUUGGAUGAGUUUGAGAACAUGUCCGUGACCCGCUCCAACUCCCUUCGGCGGGAUAGCCCUCCCCCGCCCCUGCUGGGUCCUCCAGCCCCACACCAUGCUCCACCUCACCAAGAGAAUGGGCUGACUGAGGCUGAGGGGACAGGGGGUCAUACCUGGGCCCAGGAGAAGGGACACCCACAGUCUGGGGGCAGGGGUCCCACAGAGGGUCGGAGUCGAGCAACUGGGCACAGGGACCAUGGUGGUGGCAGCGAGGCUAAGCGGGACGGGACGGAGAAGAGGCCCAAGUCAUCAGGGGAGGGAGCUUCAGGCCACCCAGGGAGCCCCCAGCAACCCCGGGACAAACGACCCCUGUCGGGGCCUGACGUCCGGACCCCACGGCCCCCAGGUCCAGGAAGUGGGGCGAAGUCAUCGGCCAGCAGGCCGUUUAAUACGUACCCGCGUGCUGACUCGGACCACCCCCCAAGGGGCACAGGGCCCCAGGGAGAGCCCCAUAAUCCUGCCCCUAAUGGUCCCUCCCCCGGAGGCCUCCCUCCACACUCCUCCGCCAAGCCACUGCCCCGUGCUGCCCGGGGCCCAGAGCCUGCCCCUGCCCCGGGGACCCUGAUCCCCCAUGCUUCAGAACCCCAGCUGGCCUCUCGUGCGCUCCCCCCUCCUUCAACCCAGCCGGCCAUGCCCCCAUGUGGAUUCUACUCGCCCCAGAGGGAGCCCCAGAGGGUGUCCCAUGAACAGUUCCGAGCUGCGUUGCAGCUUGUAGUGGACCCAGGUGACCCCCGGUCCUACCUGGACAACUUUAUCAAGAUUGGCGAGGGCUCCACGGGCAUCGUGUGUAUCGCCACAAUCCGAAGCAGCGGUAAGCUGGUUGCUGUGAAGAAGAUGGAUCUUCGGAAGCAGCAGCGGCGGGAGCUGCUCUUCAAUGAGGUGGUCAUCAUGCGGGAUUACCAGCAUGAAAAUGUGGUAGAGAUGUACAACAGCUACCUGGUUGGGGAUGAGCUCUGGGUGGUCAUGGAGUUCCUGGAAGGGGGUGCCCUCACGGACAUCGUCACCCACACCAGGAUGAAUGAAGAACAGAUUGCCGCUGUGUGCCUCGCUGUCCUGAAAGCUUUGUCUGUGCUCCAUGCCCAGGGCGUGAUCCACCGGGACAUCAAAAGCGACUCAAUCCUGCUGACCCAUGAUGGGCGGGUGAAGCUCUCUGACUUUGGCUUCUGCGCCCAGGUGAACAAGGAGGUGCCCAGGAGGAAGUCCCUGGUGGGCACUCCCUACUGGAUGGCUCCCGAGCUCAUCUCCCGCCUACCCUAUGGGCCUGAGGUGGACAUAUGGUCCCUUGGAGUGAUGGUCAUUGAGAUGGUAGAUGGGGAGCCCCCGUAUUUCAACGAGCCGCCGUUGAAAGCUAUGAAGAUGAUCCGGGACAACCUUCCCCCCAAGCUGAAAAACCUGCACAAGGUUUCCCCCUCCCUGAAGGGCUUCCUGGAUCGCCUGCUGGUGCGGGACCCGGCGCAGAGAGCCACGGCCAGUGAACUGUUGAAGCACCCCUUCCUGGGCAAGGCGGGCCCACCGGCCAGCAUCGUCCCCCUCAUGCGUCAGAAUCGCAUGAGAUGAGACUGGACUCCCCCGGCCCUUCCCCUAACCAAAGAAUCGCCUCAGAGGGAGGUGCCCCCAGCCUGGGAGACAGACUUCUCCACACCGAAAGCAGGGGAGAAGAUCGAGGGGUGACCCCACCCCCUGGCUUCCCCUCUCACAAUUGCUAGAUGCCUCCUGACAGGUGGACCCCUAACUGGAUGGACUUGGCCUGGUCUUUCCAUGGCCCCUUCAGACCCUUCUGGGGAACUCAACUACUGAGUUUCAGUUUUGAUUUUUUGAUGUUUUUAAGUAAUGACUUGGGAGCAAGGGCUUCAAGGCUCUCCUUUGGGAGUGGAGACCCCAUCCCCCCCCUGCCUCCAUUCAGGGGCCGGUUGGCUUGACACUGGAAAUCUGCAGGCCAGGAGAGUAUUCCCCUGGCCCAGGCAGAGAGUUGCUGAAGCUCCUGGGAGCUCAUCCUUCAGGAGCAGUCUGUUUGGGGUGGGCCAUGUGUGGACAGAAGAACCACGCAGCCCUUAGCUCUGGCACUGUCUUCCGUGCGUGGGCUGUCUCUGUCAGAGCGUGUGUUUUUUGGGUCACCGCGUUGUGUGUCUGUACAUGUUUGCAACGGAUGCUUGGACUUGCCUGUGUCUCUGGGGCUUUUGUGUGUGUGCAUGUCUGGCUGACUGGUGUGAACCUAUGUUGACAUACUCAAUGCGUGGAAAGCUGUUUCCUUUUCCCACCUCCAAGCCAGUUGGAAGGCCGAUGGGGAAUGUCUGCCUGCCUCUCCCUCUGCUGAUGUCUGAUGACUGGCAGGUUCGGGGAGCCUCUCUCUUCUGGCCUCUGCUGAGAAUACUACUGUGCUCCUAUGGGACCCUCUUUUUAAAAAAAAGAGCUAUUUAUAUUGUCAUUUCAUAACAACCCACGGCCCUGGGCCCCAUAAGGGGGGUCCUCCAGGAGCCGGGGCCCAGGAUUUGGGAAGCCAUGCUGCAGGCCUGGACCCCCAGUUAGUUUUACAAGUAAAAUAUUUUCCUUCAUUUCUGA
This is a messenger RNA of Trichosurus vulpecula (common brushtail), 3221 nucleotides long. It is a transcript of the gene PAK4, whose product is annotated as p21 (RAC1) activated kinase 4. Lineage: Eukaryota; Metazoa; Chordata; Mammalia; Diprotodontia; Phalangeridae. The transcript is spliced from 10 exons. The record is from RefSeq and is a predicted model, not a curated record. Gene Ontology annotation, biological process: intracellular signal transduction; regulation of MAPK cascade; protein phosphorylation. Bases 369 to 2219 code for a protein of 616 amino acids. Gene Ontology annotation, molecular function: ATP binding; protein serine/threonine kinase activity. Gene Ontology annotation, cellular component: cytoplasm.